This is a messenger RNA of Entamoeba invadens IP1, 462 nucleotides long. RefSeq lists its product as hypothetical. Lineage: Eukaryota; Evosea; Mastigamoebida; Endamoebidae. The record is from RefSeq and is a predicted model, not a curated record. The coding region runs from base 1 to 462 and encodes 153 amino acids. The transcript has a single exon. Gene Ontology annotation, molecular function: calcium ion binding.
AUGGAAAAAGAAAUUGACGCUCAGUUCAAGAAGUUCGACAAAAACCACGACAACCUUAUAAGUCCACUUGAACUUAUUGAAGGUGUGUUAGAAAUGAUAGAGUUGGACCAGAAAGAAUUGAGAGACCCCGAAUGGUGUGGUGGACUCAUCACGCAUUUGAUCAAGGAAGAUCCCGAUUUUGGGAAAAACGAUACACAACAACUUACCAAAGAAGAAUUUGCCAAAGUUUUGAAGGUCUUUCCAGAUAAAGCCAAAUGGGAAAAAGACCGAAAAAGAGUAUUCACACACAUCCUUUUCGACUUGAUUGAUACCGAUCACAGUGGAACUAUUGAAAAAGCAGAAUUCGUCAAAAUUUUGACUGAUGUACCAAAGAGACAAAGAGAUUUAGCUUUUCAGGCUUAUGAUGACAAUGAUGAUGGCAUCAUAGAUCUAGAUGAACUGUAUGGGUUCUUAUUUAAUUAA